Molecule: messenger RNA, 4058 nt
Organism: Pangasianodon hypophthalmus (striped catfish)
Lineage: Eukaryota; Metazoa; Chordata; Actinopteri; Siluriformes; Pangasiidae
Gene: naglu
Product: N-acetylglucosaminidase, alpha
Exons: 7
Coding region: 89-2362 (757 amino acids)
Source: RefSeq, a predicted model, not a curated record
GAAUGCUUCCUGUUCCUCUCAGGACUAAAACAAAUAGUAGAGGCAAAAAGAAGUUUAGCAUUUCGAUGUUAUUGUUUCUGGAAUAAAAAUGACAGGAAGACAGCGCAGUUUAUUUCAAGCUCUCCUCCUCUUCGUCUUGUUGUUUGUCGGGUUUGUUUGGGGAAUUCGCCAGUUUCGGAGUUUGGAUCAUUUGCGGGCGAAAGCCAGCGAUGAAACGCAAACCAGAGCCGUGAGGGAGCUGCUGACGAGAUUGUUAGGAGAAAUAUCGCGAGAUUUCGUCGUGUCCGUGAACAGCUCGCUGUCCCGUCGUGGUCUGGACGUGUGCGAGCUCCGUUCUGCGAGAAACGACCAGGUCGUGGCGGUGGGCAGCAGCGGCGUGGCGGCAGCCGCGGGCGUUUAUAACUAUCUGAAGUACUACUGCAACUGCCAUGUGUCGUGGUCUGGAGAUCAGCUGCGCGUGCCCCGACCUUUACCCCCCAUCACGGGCGUUCUGCGAAUCAGCACGCAGCACAGAUUCAGGUACUACCAGAAUGUGUGCACUCAGAGCUACUCGACUGUGUGGUGGGACUGGGAACGAUGGCAGCGAGAGAUCGACUGGAUGGCACUGAAUGGCAUCAAUCUGCCCCUGGCUUUCACCGGGCAGGAGGCGCUGUGGCAGGAGGUUUACAGGUCUCUGGGUCUAAAUCAGACGGAGAUCGAUGACUUCUUUACUGGUCCAGCGUUCCUUGCGUGGAAUCGGAUGGGGAAUCUGUUUGAGUGGGGAGGCCCGUUGCCUCGGUCCUGGCACACCAAACAGCUCUCUCUGCAGGUUAAAAUCUUGGAGCGGAUGAGAUCGUUGGGAAUGAUUCCUGUUCUGCCAGCUUUCUCAGGGAUCGUGCCUCGUGGAAUCAUGCGCUUGUUUCCCAAAGCCAACGUGACCAAGCUGGGGCCGUGGAGCCAUUUUAACUGCACGUAUUCCUGUGCAUUUGUGCUGGACCCACGUGACCCGCUGUUCCUGGCAAUCGGCUCUCUGUUCCUGUCGCAGGUGGUUAAAGAGUUCGGGACGGACCACAUCUACAACACAGACACCUUUAACGAGAUGACGCCUGCCUCCUCUGACCCAGCCUAUCUGGCCUCAAUUAGUAGCGCAAUAUUCUCCACUAUGACCUCAGUGGACCCACAGGCCAUUUGGCUGAUGCAGGGCUGGUUAUUCAUCAGCAACCCAGACUUCUGGAAACCUCCACAGAUCCAGGCGCUCCUUCACGGCGUACCUCAGGGACGUAUGAUCGUCCUAGACCUCUUUGCUGAGUCCAUGCCCGCUUUUAACUUCACCCAGUCCUUCUAUGGCCAGCCCUUUAUCUGGUGCAUGCUUCACAACUUUGGAGGCAACAGUGGCCUGUUUGGCGCAGUGGAGCGUGUUAACUCUGGUCCUUUCGAAGCUCAGAAGUUCCCUGGUUCCACUCUGGUGGGCUUAGGCAUUGCGCCCGAGGGCAUCGAGCAAAACCCAGCCAUCUACGAGCUGAUGGCUGAGCUGGCGUGGCGCAAAGAAGCAGUCAAUUUGACCGAGUGGGCAACGAUGUACGCCUGGCGCCGCUAUGGCACCACUAACGAGAGCCUGGCGCUUGCCUGGCGCCUGCUGUUUGGGAGUGUGUACAAUUGUACCAUUCCUGGGUACAAGAACCACAACAGGAGUCCUCUGGUGCACCGACCAUCUCUAAAGAUGCAGACUGAAAUUUGGUACAAUCCGAGAGACGUCUAUGAGGCCUGGAAGCUGCUGUUGGGAGCGGCACCGUCGCUGAUUUCCAUUGAUACAUUUCGUUAUGAUCUGGUGGAUGUGACGCGUCAGGCUGUUCAGCUCCUGACAACACAGUUCUUCGAAGAAAUACGAGAUGCAUUCCAGGUCCAGAAGCUUCCAGAACUCCUGACAGCUGGAGGUAUGCUUGUCUACGACCUCUUACCCGAACUGGACUGCCUCCUUUCCAGUGACGCACACUUCCUGUUGGGGGCAUGGCUUGAGCAAGCACGCUCGCUGGGCAUGGAUGAACAGGAGGCGGAGCUAUAUGAGUUGAAUGCCCGCAACCAGAUCACGCUGUGGGGACCUGACGGCAAUAUCCUGGACUAUGCUAGCAAAGAGUGGGCGGGGCUAAUGGAGGAUUACUACACGCAGCGCUGGAGGCUGUUUGUCAGCACUCUCGUGGAGUGUGUGGACCGCAGCCAACCUUUCAAGCAGGAUGUUUUCAACAAGGCUGUGUUCCAAAUCGAGAAAGGCUUCGUCUACAACUGGAAGAGAUACCCCUCCAAACCGAGUGGGGAUACGUACAGCAUUGCUCUGAGGAUAUUUCUCAAAUACUACCCACAUGUUCUGAAGAGGUUAAAACCAUAAACCACGUGAAACACAAAAUCGGGCCGUAGGAUCAAUACUAUAUACAGUAAUGUUUUAAUGUAAUACUACACAGAUACUUUCUGUCUGCUAUUUCCUGUCCUGUCAAAGUCGGAUAUUCUACAAUUUGUUUUUGUUUUUCCAAGCCACUGAUUCAUUUCUUCAGUUUCAGGUCAAAUUUUAGUUACUGCUGUACUAUCACAGUCAAAUUUAAUGACAUAAAUUAUUAUAGAAGUAUAAAUAUUUUGUUAGUCCUAUUCAGUAUUGAUAGUGCACCUAUACAUUUAAUGAAUAAGUCCUAAUAUGUAUCGUAAUUGUACAUUCAAGGACAGUACAAAAGAAGAAUGCACAGAUGACAAAAAUAUUCUAGUUGGGCUCCUACCCCUCAGUCUGUCUCCAUCACUACGGGUGCACUCAUGAUUCACUGUGAUGGCCAACAGGCAUAAGGAUACUGCCAUAUUUGGGUGACUGGCUCCUGUGUGUCCCCAUCUGGGACACACUUCUUCACACACCUUAUGGUAUUUAGACUAGUGGUUGCAUAACUCGGCCACUCGGCUGAAAUCGUGGAUUCUGGAACUGAGAAUGUGCAGCAUAGAAGCUCAUGCCUGUCUUAUAGCUCCAAUAAUUGAUCUUUUUUGGGUGGAGGAUGCAGUGUCUAUAGUGGUGUCUGGGAAGAUUUUCCAGGCUGACAAUAUUCCGGGAGUCAAACAUCCGAAAACAAGUCUGAGUUGGCAACUGGCGUGUUCCACUCGAAUAUCGCUGAGUGGAAUUGGAUAGUAAUGUGCAACCCGUGGCUCUGAAUACACUCUCUUAUACAGUACUGGUCACAGUGGAAUUUGCUUUGCCACAGUGCAAGGAUUUGAGACUUGAAUAAAUUUCAGAAAUGACACCAGCAAUGUUUAUAACAAACUUUGAAUUUAAUUAUGCUGUUAAUAACCUUUAAACAAAGCACACCACAGUGUGAACAGUCAGGAGGUGUAGAGUCUUUAUUUACUCUGCACUGAUGUCUGUCUGUUUGCCCGCUUGUCUAUCCAUCAGUUAUCGUCUUACUGCUUCUGUCUCUGUCUGACUGUUUGUUUUUCUGUCUUACUGGAUGUCUGUUUCUUCAUUUAAAUAUCUUUUUAAAUGGAGUCUCAGCGAGAGGGGCACAAGUUCUUAAUCAGACUUCAACCUUUAAGAUCCUGAAGCUUGUGGCCAGAAAAGUAUACAAAAGAAAACAGACAUGCUGUAGCCCAUGGCUAGAGCUUCUGAGUCUGAGAAUAUUAUUUAGUGGAGAUGUUUACAAUACCACAUUUAGUGAUUGGUUAGAAGGCUGAUUUAAACCAAUGAAGAGGUGACCGAUGGUCUUGUUUUCCACGCAUUCCACUUUCAUUUCUUAGUUUUCAGGCAUUACUGAAUUAAAUGACUUAAAUAAAUGACUUGGGGGAGAUGAAAUGCUAUUUUUGUACCACACUGAAUAAAAACCAUUCUUUUCCUAUUGUUAAUGUCUGUCUUUGCUAUGUCUCCUCAGCUCACAACUGUAACAAAGUGUUUGGAUAAACUAUUUUAAUUCCUGACUAUUCAACAAUUGUAUCACUUAAGUGAAAACUUCACCAUAUCAACAGUUGCAAGCAUUUUUAUUCCAUUUAUGUGGAGUCCCUGUGUACGUUGUUACUGUAGAAACUAAACCAAAGGGAAAUAAAUUAAUGUAUUCAUUUUG